This is a messenger RNA of Eublepharis macularius, 4421 nucleotides long. It is a transcript of the gene ATF2, whose product is annotated as activating transcription factor 2. Gene Ontology annotation, molecular function: DNA-binding transcription factor activity, RNA polymerase II-specific; cAMP response element binding. The record is from RefSeq and is a predicted model, not a curated record. The transcript has 13 exons. Bases 233 to 1693 code for a protein of 486 amino acids. Gene Ontology annotation, biological process: regulation of transcription by RNA polymerase II. Lineage: Eukaryota; Metazoa; Chordata; Lepidosauria; Squamata; Eublepharidae.
GGGAGGGGGGAGGACAAGAUGUGAGUGCCCAGAAAACGAGAAACAGAGAGAGGUGUCAAUGAGUUCCCGCGAGAUGUGACGGAAGCCUGUGAAGGACCUGGGCCUUCAUGUGCGGUUCGGCCGGUGGUCGUGCGAGGGGACCAUUGUCAUGACAAGGAGAUUAUAAUAAGUUCACCUUAUGAAAUUCAACUUACAUGUGAAAUCUGCCAGGUAAUACAAGGACCUGUGGAAUAUGAGUGAUGACAAACCCUUUUUAUGCACUGCCCCUGGAUGUGGACAGCGUUUUACCAACGAGGAUCAUUUGGCUGUCCAUAAACAUAAACAUGAGAUGACACUGAAAUUUGGUCCAGCUCGUAAUGACAGUGUCAUUGUAGCUGAUCAGACCCCAACACCAACCCGGUUCUUGAAGAAUUGUGAAGAAGUGGGUUUAUUCAAUGAACUAGCAAGUCCUUUUGAAAAUGAAUUCAAAAAAGCUUCUGAAGAUGAUAUUAAAAAGAUGCCUCUAGACUUAUCACCUCUUGCAACACCAAUUAUAAGGAAUAAGAUUGAAGAGCCUUCAGUUGUUGAGACAACUCACCAGGAUAGCCCUUUACCUCAUCCAGAGUCCACUACCAAUGAUGAAAAGGAAGUGUCUCUACAGCAAACCGCGCAGCCUACGUCGACAAUUGUUCGUCCAGCUUCUCUACAAGUUCCUAAUGUAUUGCUGGCGAGUUCUGACUCAAGCGUCAUUAUUCAGCAAGCCCUACCUUCACCAACUUCUAGCACUGUCAUAACACAAGCUCCAUCCUCCAACAGGCCAAUAGUACCGGUGCCAGGUCCUUUCCCUCUGCUAUUACAUCUUCCUAAUGGACAAACCAUGCCUGUUGCUAUUCCUGCCUCGAUCACAAAUUCCAACGUCCACGUCCCAACCGCAGUUCCACUUGUUAGACCUGUCACCAUGGUGCCUAGUAUCCCAGGAAUUCCCGGGCCCUCCUCCCCACAGCCUGUGCAGUCCGAAGCUAAAUUGAGAUUAAAAGCUGCUUUGACCCAGCAGCACUCUCAGGUAACAAAUGGAGAUACUGCUAAGGGACAAACUAGUGGAUUGGUUAGAACUCAGUCUGAAGAAGCACGACCGCAGUCACUACAGCAACCUGCCACAUCUACUACUGAAACACCGGCUUCUCCAGCUCAGCCUGCACCUCAAACUCCAAAUACAGGUGGUCGCCGAAGAAGAGCAGCAAACGAAGAUCCUGAUGAGAAAAGGCGAAAAUUCCUAGAGCGGAACAGAGCAGCAGCUUCAAGGUGCAGGCAAAAAAGAAAAGUUUGGGUACAGUCUUUGGAAAAGAAAGCAGAAGACUUGAGCUCAUUAAAUGGUCAAUUACAGAAUGAAGUCACCCUGCUGAGAAAUGAAGUGGCGCAGCUGAAACAGCUUCUUCUGGCUCAUAAAGAUUGCCCUGUAACCGCCAUGCAGAAGAAAUCUGGCUAUCAUACUACAGAUAAAGAUGAUAGUUCUGAAGACGUUUCCGUGCCAAGCAGUCCUCACACAGAAGCUAUCCAGCAUAGUUCUGUCAGCACUUCCAAUGGCGUCAGUUCGACCUCCAAGGCAGAAGCAGUGGCAACGUCAGUUCUCACCCAGAUGGCAGAGAGUACAGAGCCCGUGCUUUCACAGAUUGUAAUGGCUCCUCCGUCCCAAUCGCAGCCUUCAGGAAGUUGAUUAAAAACUUGUGUUGCUUCUUAGAUAUUCCUUAGCAACUUCAAAGGGAAACCAAGGAAAUCAGCCUUCACCUAGAAAAAUUUCUGUAGCUUAAAAAAUAUUCAUCUGUAAAAUUCAAACUUGAAUUUGGCUUUGAAAGUUGGCAAACAAAGGAAUUGCACAGCAGGUUCUGGUUUCUUAAUAGACACCCAGGUUAGGUUUUUUUUUCAUUUUUUAUUAGGAUUGCUAGUUAUUUUCAGUGCUCGUUGUGUAUAGUGUUGGUACAGUCGAAAUGUACUUGCUUCUCUAGCAUUUGGUGAUAUUCCAAGAACCAUUGAGAUCAGUUAUUUAAUGCUCACCCCCAAAACUGUGAUAGUAAUCUUGUAACAUUUUAUACCAAAGUUCUGCAAAGAUUCCUAUUGACUUUGUAUAGUCAACAAGAUCAUAAAGCACUAGGCAAGAGGAGGAAAAAAAGGAACAGUAAAUUUGCUUUGAGUCUUUUUGCCUUUUUAUUGUUUUGCACAUUAUGAGAGGAGAACCAUUGGGAGAAUAUGUUUGAUUAUAUUGUGUAGCAUUUUCUUUGGCUUUUUACUGUUCGGGUGUUAUUGUUUUUUAAAGAAUUUUGUUUAAUAGGGCCAGUACAGUAUAUGAUAUACAGUACUUUUUAUGCACAUAUGUAAUCUUGAUCAGGGUCAUUACUAGCUAGACUUUCUUUUUUAAAAACAUGUUGGCUUAGUUAGCACUUCCAUUUUUAAAAUCAGGACAGGAGCUUCAUUUCUGCAGCUACUUUCGUCUCACUAGACUAACGAAGAACAACAGACAGAUACUCUACAGGGUUAUGAAAAAUGGAAUACUUUUUCAAAGUCAACUUGAUGUUUUGUGGGUUCUUGAGUCUUUAGAGUGAGGAUCUUAUUCAUGCACCAAGAUGGUAUGGACGCCAGGGAAGUUUUUAAAAUUCCCCUCAUCAAGCAACUCAAGACUUCUUUUUCUUUUGGCUUUUUUUUUGUCGGUCAUUGUCAAGUAUUUGCAAGGUAACUUGUACUUUAUUCUUGUGUAAGCACUGUCAUCCUUUAGUAGCAAAUUUUUGAUAACUUUCUUGUGGAAAAUAAAAUCGAUAUCUACCGUUCCGUGAAAACAAUGUAAUUAUAGUGUGAAGUGUGUCUGUGUGAGUGCGUGUGUGUGAUUGAAAGAGAGAAUGGUUGUGUAGUUUAUGCCAGCAACCUGUGCUUGAAUGUUUAAAGAUGCCUUCAGUGUGAUGCUGGCUUCAUAGAGAAUUGAAGUUUUGAAAUGUUAUUUACUGUGUGAACUUGGAUAACUAACAUUCCACGAUGUAGUUUGUUUCUGAUGAGAUGAUUGUAGGUACACUCUUUCUCAUUAUCCAAUCAACUGUAGGAUAUUGAGUUUUUUUAAUGUGCCAUUAUCUAUUUUAAUUCUGUACUCAUGUUCAAAAUACAAUAUAAUAUUUUAUGAUUAAGUUGUAAAAGAACAAAAAUAGGUGUGUGAUUUCACAUUUUAAAAAAACACCUUUGUAUAAUAGCAAAGUAAAUUACACAGUAGCAACAUCUGGCAGUAAAACUGAACUCUAUUAUGUAUAUAACAAAACACUUUAAUGCAUUUAUUGUGGGUUGUGUAACUCAUUUGUUCUACUCUGUUCUACACACUGUUUUUGAACCUAGGUGCCAUCAAAACUAUGAAAUGAGACAUUCAGUUUUAAAUCAUUGAAUUGUAAUUGGUGGUAGUAGCAGAGGACAACUCUAAUUUGUAUGAUGUACAACCAAACAAGAAUGGAAGCUGGACAAAGUCAUCUUAAAUUAUGUAUAUAUCAUUUCAAUGCUUUAAGUCUGAAAAUAAGAAUUUAAAUAUUUUGUGUAUUAAAAAAUGUAAGGAUACGUGUUUUUGCGUAGUUUGCAAAAAGUAUUCUAAAUGUGUUCAUUUUAUCAGGUUUUUUUUAAAGGAAUUUAAUUUUGGAAAACAAGUUUUCAGAAUUUUUUUUAAGUACUGCAAGUAGAGUGAGAGAAUCUCAGGCACAAAAUGUGAAUUCUGUAAGAAAACUGUACAGAUAACUGCCCUGAUCCAGCUCUGGUCCUACCAGAAUGUGGUAAGGGAUGGAGAUGUGUGUUAUGAAUGCACAUCCAGUUGAAAGCAGAUGCAGUGCAAACAGAAGGCAUUCUUGUGCUCAUAUGUAUCCAAUUCCACUUACUCAUCUCCUUUUUGGAUCAGGGCAAAUUUCUCCCAUUGUGGAUUGGGUGAACUAGAUGUGGACCAAUGUGGUUACGUUUGCUCCCCUAAGUAUUAUGGGCAUAAUUCCACCAGACACUGCUCUUCUUCCUCCCUUCAUCUCUGUUCCUAAGCAACCCAUUGAAAUGAAUGGUGUUUCUGCAGUAGCAAUGCCUGGUGCUGUAUAAGGCAGUCCUAUUUUUAAAAAAUCUUAUUUAAUAUAAAGGUUGUUUUGGGUUUUUUUAGUAAUAAAGUUGUUGCUGUUGUAAAGUAAAUCUAAAUAUGUGUGAGGAAACAUGUAAAUGAUUUUAAUGGUAGGGUUAGUAAAAAUCCUAUCUAUGUUCAGCAAGCAGGAAAAAAAGAAACCCAGUUGUACAACUAUCAAUUCCAUUUUAAAAUGUAUGUCACACUACUUCUGUACAUCGCAUUUGAGAUCUUUGCAUUUGACAUGUUUCACAAACUGUACUGUUAUCUUCCGUGUGCAGUUUGCAUGAGUAAAUCAUCAGAGAAUAAAAUCUAUCUUUAAAUUGUA